AUGCUCAACCAUGCCCCAACCAGCCGGCUCGCUCAUCUCCACUUGUUCUCCAAACAUCAGCAACGAAUCGACAUGUCAGAGGCCCCAGAAUCCAUAGUCUCCACGAACAAGCGUCGGAGAGUCGAUACCUCUGUUGGAGGCGGCAAUGCACGCGUAUGUCCUCAUUGUGGACGGACCUUCAAACGGACUGAGCACCUGUCGCGCCAUGUACGAACUCGUAGAUNNACCAAGGAGAAACCAUUCUCAUGCAAUUGUGGCGCUUCAUUCGGGCGCCGAGAUCUACUCACGCGACACCAGAGGGUGAGUGGGCAUGACCCGAGCGAGGGCCCACCCGCCACUACACCGAUCGGAGUCGAUGCACCUCAGAAACUACGACAAGCACAGAGUGAAGACAGCGGCUCUGGUGAGUCCAUACAUGUGGCUACUGUUGCUCCUGCAAUGCAGCAAGUUCCACGAAAGGACUCGCAGCCUCAAGAGAUUGCACUCGAUCAGACUACCUUCGUACCACCUAUUGAGCAGCCUCAAAACCCGCUCGCCACCAGAUACUACGAUGCUGCAUCUCUCCCAACACCAUUACCAGGCAUCAGUGAUAUCGUGAAUCCGAGCGAUGCUGUGUCAUCAUUAGAUCUAUCGGGCAUCGAUCCGGAUAUGCAUUUUCGCGAUUUUGCCAGUUUCCUUGACGGUGUUGGUCUAUGUGUUGACUGGAGUCCGAUACUCGAGAGACUAGAAGAGCCUGUUGAUGCGACAGCUCUCAGAGAAUUGCAGCGACCUACCCCUUCCAGCAUGGAUGUGCGGACAAGGGCUGGUUCGCCAUUCAGUUCAUGGCUACCAUCAGCUCCUACCAAGAACAGGAUGACAGACAAUGUCUGUGACAUAUCAAAUCCUCGUGCUGUCGAUCCAGAAGCCAGACGGUUUGAUGUGACAGAAGAGCAACGUACCAAACUCGAACACGCAAUCAGCUUGUCGCUCCACAUAAUUGACCCAACAUUCCGACUACCAUCCCGUCAUUCUCUGACUAGGUACAUCAAGUCUUUCUUUGGGGGCUUCCACUUGCACAUGCCAUUCAUACACGUCCCAACCUGGCGGCUCGAAGAUCAUCCAGUCGAGGUCAUCUUCGGCAUUGCUGCUAUUGGAGCGCAAUACUGCUUUGAGAAACGAGCGGCAGAACAGCUUUUCUUUGCUGGCAAGGCACUUAUCAUGCAUAAGCUGGCAGAUUCACCAGAACACAAUGAUUCUCACACUGUCUCGCAGGCGGUUGAAAGUGAUGGUCACCACGUCACAGGUCCAUCCACCAAAACAUCCUCCAUCGAGAUCAUCAGGGCUUUACUUACACUCAUGGGCUAUGCAACCUGGGACCCCAAACCAGCGAUGGUCCGUCAAUCUNUUGCAAUCCAAGAGACUUUGACCCAAUACCUCAGAAUCGAAGGUUUGCACGAAACUGGAUCGUCAGAAGCGGCUUCUUCACUUGAUCGAGAGUGGCACUCAUGGAUAGCCGAGGAGUCAUCUCGUCGUACAAAGCUGGUCGCAUUCUCCUUUCUCCACACGCACAGUAUUGCUUACGAUGUAUAUCCUCCUCUCCGAAGUAAUGAGGUAGGACUUCGUCUGCCCUGCUCGACUCUGGAAUGGAGCGCUUCGUCAGCGGUAUCGUGGGAUGCAGCAAGAAGAGCCAUCUCCAAACCACAGCUGUAUUUCAAAGAAGCUUUGUCGUUCCUGUUGGAACAGAAGAAUGAGCCUGCCAGACUUGAUCCGAUACCCACGCCUCUCGGAAACUAUGUUCUUCUACAUGGGCUGAUACAGAGAAUACAUAUUGUCAGGGAUUUGAGCCUGCCAGUCAUGAGUAAUAUGGCAGCUCUUCCGCCUGAAGAAGUGGAGAAACUUGAACGUGGCUUGCGCUGCUGGACUUCAGGCUGGCAACAAGCACCAGAAUCUUCACUCGAUCCAAACAAUGGGAACGGACCAAUUCCAUUUACUUCGAGUUCCUUGCUGGCUCUUGCAUACGCUCGUAUCUAUCUGAACCUUGGACCAUACCGUCAACUCCAGACUCGAGACCCUCAACGCAUCGCCAGAGCUUUGGCAAGAUGUCCUGAAAUUGACCGCAGUGAAGGUGUCAUCGCUGCGCUACUUUAUGCCACACAUAUGCUUGGUAUACCAGUCAGACUGGGUGUCGAUCGUGUUGCAAAAAGUCAAGCAUUCUUCUGGAGUGUUAGGCACUCUCUAGCCAGUCUGGAUUGUGCUAUACUGUUGAGCAAAUGGCUGUUCAAUCUCACUCGCAGUACAGCAACACAUCCUUUGAAUGGUGCGUAUCACCCAGGCUGUCACGAUAAUCAUUUGCUGACAACGUAUCAGNACAGCGAAGAGAGAAUUCUGUACUGGGUCAAGUGUAUCGUUGAAGAAGCAUAUGCAGUCGUUGACUUUGAUGAGGAGCCGCCCGAAGUCAUUGAUUAUCGCAACACUGAUGAUAUUGCACUGGCCGUGCUCAAGAUUUGGGCACACUUCUUCAAGAGCAAUUCUCAAUGGCCAUUCAUCAACAUCAUUGGUCAAGGUUUGGCAAUGUAUCGUGGCAUGUUACUCCAGACCAAGCUCUAG
Aureobasidium musti is the source of this 2586-nucleotide messenger RNA. The record is from the annotation of a GenBank genome assembly. Lineage: Eukaryota; Fungi; Ascomycota; Dothideomycetes; Dothideales; Saccotheciaceae.